AUGGGUGACACUGCCAUAUCCCAGAAAUCAUAUUCAUCAGCAGAUAAAAAAUCAGAUAUCACACCAGAAGCAGCACAGCCCUCUGGUGGCUUCCUGUGGAGAAUGUCCAGUGGGAUAUACAGCACAGCUUCAGGAGCCGUGGGCUACGGUGUGGGCGGGGUCAAGUGGGUGGCUGGAAAAACACUAGAUGUUGGCUCUGCUGUUGCGCACAAAACACUGGACGCAGGUGCAGCCGUGGCUAGCAAGCUCCCUAUACCUUCUGUUUCAGUGCCAUUUACUUCAAAAAAAGACAAAAAGGAAUGA
Molecule: messenger RNA, 303 nt
Organism: Physella acuta
Lineage: Eukaryota; Metazoa; Mollusca; Gastropoda; Physidae
Product: transmembrane protein 263-like
Source: RefSeq, a predicted model, not a curated record